Anopheles cruzii is the source of this 2232-nucleotide messenger RNA. RefSeq names its product zinc finger protein 628-like. The record is from RefSeq and is a predicted model, not a curated record. NCBI's taxonomy places the organism in Eukaryota, Metazoa, Arthropoda, Insecta, Diptera, Culicidae. Gene Ontology annotation, biological process: regulation of transcription by RNA polymerase II. Gene Ontology annotation, molecular function: DNA-binding transcription factor activity, RNA polymerase II-specific; RNA polymerase II cis-regulatory region sequence-specific DNA binding. Bases 1 to 2232 code for a protein of 743 amino acids. The transcript has 3 exons.
AUGCCUCGAUGUUUGAUGGCGAAAAAGUGGAAGGCCUACCCGUGGCCGGACCGAGCCGAAGAGCAACCCCCAGCGUCACCGUCACCGACCGCCGGUGAUCCCCCGCUGGUCGGCACGGUAACGACCCAAGACAUUGACUCCACCUCCCCCAGCAGCAGCAGCAGCGCCACCGACAACAGCGAGUCUGGCAGCAGUGCUGCCAGCAGUGGUUCGUCACCGGCGCCUGAAUGUAGUCAACCGGCAUCUGCCACGGCGGUGACGGCGGGCGGCCAGUCGUCGUCCAGUCCAACAGUCGAGCCGCCGAUGGAGGAGGACGAAGAGAUCGACGUCGUCGGUGACUCGCCGGCGGCAGCGACGGCAACACCGGCCAGCGGCACCAAGUCGACCGGCACGGUGGCCACCUGUUGGGGACCUUCGUCACCGACGGCCGGUGCUACGGCGCCGAGUCCACCGCCACACUCACCCGAAGCGGCCACACGCGAGUCCACCAUCCUCUACAACGGUUAUGGUCGUGACAUCACCCAUCACUUCACCGCCUACCUGCCAAAGUUGGACCCCGAGGCGUCGAGCUACCAACAGCAGCAGCAGCAGCAACAGCAACCAUCAUCCCAGCAGCAGUUUAUAGCCCUCGCCCCCGUAUGCAGCGCACCGCAGACAACCUCAGCCGGAAGUUCCGAUCCGGAGGCGCCCAGCCUGACCCCGGGCGAUCCACAGCGUUCGCCGAGCCACGGCACGGCGUCGGCUCCUAAGAAGUCACUCGCCAUGUGCUUCACCAGCACCGGCACGGCGCUAUCGCUGCCGCCGAAGAAGAAGGACAUCUACCGGCCGUACUCGCUGGACGACAGGCCUCCGCCCCGGCCCAGCUACGAGCUGCGGAUCCCGGCCGAGGAGGACCUGCACGCGGCCCACGCCAUCCUCGAUCUGAGCGCGUCGACGGCCUUCCUGCCACCGCCGGCACCCCACCAGCUUGGCGGGCUAGUUCAGCCCGCUCCGACGCCCCCGAACCCGACCGUCAUCCUGGUGCCCGCACCUUCGAAACCCGCACCCAGCGACUCCAGCGAUCGGUGCCCUACGUCACCAUUGCCGAUGCUGCUGGUGGCUCACCACCAGCCGCAGCCACCGUUGCAUCAGCCACAGGUGUCCUCGGCGGUGCCACUCCUGUCGCCACCGACGAUCCCCAGUUCGCUGGGGUCACCCGGGGAGCAGAACGAGAACCGGAAUAGCAUCAACACGCUCGAGUGUCGAGGAGCGAUCGGGAACGAUCACCGGGAGCAGGGCCCGUCGUCGUCGGACCCGUCGUCCGACUCCGAGUCCGGCCCGAACGGGUCCAAAACCGUGGCCUACACGUACGAGGCGUUCUUCGUGAGCGACGGACGCUCGAAGAAGAAGAUGGCCGACCCGAAGGCGGUGCUCGAGAACAAGGCCAAGUACACGUGCACCGAGUGCGGGAAGCAGUACGCCACGUCGAGUAAUCUGUCGCGGCACAAGCAGACCCACCGCAGCCUAGACUCGCAGUCGGCCAAGAAGUGCCACACGUGCGGCAAGGCGUACGUCUCGAUGCCGGCCCUGGCGAUGCACGUGCUGACGCACAAACUGUCCCACAGCUGCGGCGUCUGCGGUAAGCUGUUCUCGCGGCCCUGGCUCCUGCAGGGCCACCUGCGGUCACACACGGGUGAAAAGCCGUACGGAUGUGCGCACUGCGGCAAGGCGUUCGCCGAUCGGUCGAACCUGCGGGCUCACAUGCAAACGCACUCGGUCGACAAGAACUACCAGUGCGGCCGAUGCCACAAGACGUUUGCCCUCAAGUCGUACCUCAACAAGCACCUGGAGUCGGCCUGCUUCAAGGAGGACGGUGCCCCGAUGUCCCCGCUGUCGCCCGGCUCGAUGGACAGCUCGUCGAUGGACAUGAUGGACGGUGAGCUGCAUACGCUGGGCGAUCGCCGCCACCAGAUGGCGCUGAAGCGCGAGAACAACGUGGACAUCGAGGGCGACGAAUCGAGCGAAUCGGUGCCACCGCCACUAUCACCCGCAGCACACCUGACCGUGGGCACCACCAGCAACGGGGCCGGUAACAUUUUUGUGAUGAAGAAUCUGGCCACCAGUUUGGGCGCAACGUCCGGUGCGGCCGCGGCGGCCAUCUUGACGACGGCGCAACAGCAGCAGCUGCACCAUCACCCCCCGCCGCAGCACCAUCACGCGGCGGUGCAGAUAAACGUCAACUUUGCCGGGUAA